Molecule: messenger RNA, 3078 nt
Organism: Mastomys coucha (southern multimammate mouse)
Lineage: Eukaryota; Metazoa; Chordata; Mammalia; Rodentia; Muridae
Exons: 2
Coding region: 1603-2328 (241 amino acids)
Molecular function (GO): RNA-DNA hybrid ribonuclease activity; nucleic acid binding
Source: RefSeq, a predicted model, not a curated record
CAAGGGACUCACAGUUGCAGGGGAGUGCCUCCUGAGAAUGCUCAGAUCCUUCUGUUGCAUGCCUUUGGCCCUCCCCCAGCGGAUGAGAGGGACCUUCAGCCUUUCAUCUGCUGAUCUAUAUAAUUGGAAAACUAACUACCCUCCUUUUUCUGAGGACCCCACCAGACUAACUUCUUUGGUGGAGUCUUUUAUGUUUUCUCACCAGCUCACUUGGGAUGACUGUCAACAGCUCUUGCAGACCCUCUUUACAACAGAAGAAUGAGAGCGGAUCCUAGUGGAGGCUCGAAAGCAUGUUCCAGGAGCUGAUGGGCGGCCCUCUAUCUUACAAAACAUCAUAGAUGCUGGGUUCCCUUUAGAGUGUCCCAAUUGGGAUUAUAAUUCCCCUGAAGGGAGAGAAAGGCUGUGUGUCUACCAUCAGCUCGUGACAGGUCUCAAAGGGGCAGCAAGGAAGCCCACCAAUUUGGCUAAGGUAAGAGAGGUGGUCCAGGGGCCAACUGAGUCCCCGUCUGUGUUUCUGAAACGACUUAUGGAAGCCUAUCGUAGGUAUACCCCUUUUGACCCUGCUUCUGAGGGGCAACAGGCGGUGGUUGCCAUGUUGUUCAUGGGAGAGGCAGCCCUGGACAUUAAGCGUAAGCUGCAGGGGCUAGAAGGAUUGCAGAAUAUGACUCUGAAAGAUUUAGUGAGGGAAGCAGAAAAAGUAAUAAGAGGGAAAAGAGGCAGAACCAGAACUUAACACGGAUCUUGGCUGCAGUAGUAGGAAAAAGUCCUCAUGUAGAACCCAGGGAGAAGACAGGGCAGAUAGGGCACCUGGCCAACACUCGUUGCAGACCUCUUGACAAAGAUCAAUGUGCAUAUUGCAGAGGAAAGGGACACUGGGCCCGAGAUGUCCUAAGAAAAAAGAGCAGGCCACGCCAUGAGUCCUAGCCCUUGGAGAAGAAGAUUAGAGGAGACAGGGCUCAGAGCCUCUCCCCAAGCCUAGGGUAACUUUAACCAUGGAGAGGAAGCCUGUAGAUUUUUUAGUAGAUACCGGAGCUCAACAUUCUGUACUAUUACAGCCUAUGGGAAAGACAAAAAAAGAAAAAACUUGGGUAAUGGGUGCAACUGGACAUCAACAAUAUUCUUGGACUACUAAAAGAGUAGUAGAUUUGGGAUGAGGAGAAGUGAUUCACUCGUUUUUGGUGAUUCCAAAAUGCCCCACCCCCCUUCUUGGAAGGGACCUGCUGACAAAAAUGGGUGCUCAGAUCUUCUUCACCCCUCAGGAGCCUGAGAUAAUAUCAGAAAGAUCAAAACCAGGCACUAUGGUUUUGACUCUCUCACUGGCCAAGACUGCAGGCUUGGGACUGUCAACUCAGGUGCCCCCAGUGGUAAUAGAUCUUAAGGCUACUGCCAUCCCCCAUUCAGUGAGACAGUAUCCCCUGAGCAGGGAAGCCAGGGAAGGGAUCCGUCCCCACAUCAACUGCCUUCUCCAACUAGGGGUUUUGCGCCCCUGCCGGUCUACCUAGAACACGCCCCUACCAGUCCAGGAUCUAAGAGAAGUAAAUAAAAGAGUCCAAGAUAUUCACCCCACCUUGCCCAACCCUUAUAACCUACUAGAUAAAGGAAAUGGAGUGGCACAGGGAGUGCUCACGCAGACCCUCGGGCCAUGAAAGACUGGUAGCCUAUUUAUCAAAAAAGCUGGACACUGUGGCUAGCGGAUGGCCUUCCUCUCUUAAGGCAGUGGCAGCUGUAGCAGUGCUGGUAAAAGAUGCUGACAAGCUGUCUAUGGGUCAGAAAUUGACUGUGUACGGUUCCCACACGUUAGAGAGUAUCAUAUGCCAGCCUCCAGACCAAUGGCUCUCUAACGCCUGCAUGACCCACUAUCAGAGCUUGCUACUAAAUGAAAAGGUGACCUUUGUAGCCCCCACUGUCCUUAACCCAGCCACCCUGCUUCCUGAAACCACUGGAGAGACCGUCCUUCAUUCCUGCCAAGAUAUCCUGGCUGAAGAGAUGAGGACAUGUGGAGACCUGCAGGACCAGCCGUGGCCAGGGGCUAUGGACUGGUACACAGAUGGCAGAAGCUACAUGAUUGAAGGUAAGAGGAUGGCAGGGGCAGUGGUUGUAGAUGAUGAAAAAGUCAUCUGGGCCAGCAGCCUGCCAGAGGGAUCCUCGGCUCAGCGAGCAGAGUUAAUAGCUCUGACUCAAGCUUUGUGGCUGGCGGAGGGACAAAAGGUCAACAUCUACACCAACAGCAGGUAUGCUUUUGCCACGGCCCACGUCCAUGGUGCUAUCUACAAAGAGGGCUGCUCACCUCUGCUGGGAAAGAUAUUAAAAACAGAGCUGAAAUCUUAGCCCUCCUAGAAGCCAUCCAUCUGCCAGACAAAGUGGCUAUUAUGCACUGCCCAGGUCACCAAUGACCGGGUGGCUAGAGAGAACCAAUGGACGGACACUGAGGCCAAAAGAGCAGCCCAAGGACUAAGUAUUCUGAUGAAGAUAGCCGAUCCAAAUACUGGGAGACCUGGCCCCUUUGAAUACACUCCUGAGGAUCACAAGAAAAUGCUAGAUGCAGGAUAUAAGGCACAAUCACCAUAUGGAAUGAGAGAGACUGGAACUGGAAAAUAUAUUUUACCUCAGCUGGAAGCUGAAAGAUAUCUUGAUCAGCUACACCAUUUAACUCAUCUAGGAUCUAAAAAGAUGCAAGAACUGUGUUUAUAGAUACCUUCUCUGGAUGGACUGAGGCUUUCCCUUGUAAAAAAACCACUCAAGUAGUGGCCAAGAAGAUAAUAGAAGAAAAUUUUCCACGAUUUGGUCUUCCUAAGGUAAUCAGGUCUGACAAUGGACCUGCUUUUGUUGCCCAGGUAAGUCAGGGACUGGCCAAGAUCCUUGGGGUGAAAUAGAAAUUACAUUGUGCUUACAGACCCCAAAGUUCAGGGCAAGUAGAGAGAAUGAAUAGAACCAUAAAAGAGACCUUGACCAAAUUGUCAAUUGAGACUGGCAUAACAGAUUGGACAGUCCUUCUUCGCUAUGCCCUUUUUUGAGCUAGAAAUACUCCGGGGAGAUUUCGGCUCACACCCUUUGAACUUCUAUAUCGCAGCCUCCCCC